Molecule: messenger RNA, 3342 nt
Organism: Closterium sp. Naga37s-1
Lineage: Eukaryota; Viridiplantae; Streptophyta; Zygnematophyceae; Desmidiales; Closteriaceae
Source: the annotation of a GenBank genome assembly
AUGGCUGCGUCAAUGGUGCUUAGCGGCCACCGGCCGAGAAAGCAGUUAGCGGAGAAGGCGGCGCGAGUGAUGCAGCUGCUCGACAACGACGUGGACGAUUCGGAUCUCAAACUUUGGUCAUGCGGUAGCGCGUCGACGGGAUCUCCUGAUGGCUCCCAAUCACGCAGUCAUGGGAUAGCGCUUCGCGUCGACACACUGGGCCGACACGUCAGCACGAUUCAUCAUUCGGCGAGUACCUCGGUGUUCGAAUCGGCGCCGCUGUCGACUGUCCGCCAGAGCAGCAGCGGCGGCGGCGUGAGCGGACAAGCAACGAAGGCAAACCGACACGGCGAGAACCACCAACAUGGAGCCGCCGAUGCAACACACAAUGCGGCUGGUGCUGCUUCAUCCGCCGCCGCUCGAGCACCGCCGUUCUCGCGCCCCGGCCUUAAAUCCAGCUCGGUGAGCAGCGUGGCCGCGUCGAAUGUCCCUCCAUCCCGUCGACUGCAGCACUACGGCACGUGGCAUGGCGAGUCGCUCGAUCGCGUGCCGAUUCCGAGGGUGCACACCGUGGGCUCGGUCGUCGCCGCUCGCUCGUCGCAUCAUCUGACGCCGCGAGAAGCGCCGCGACUGCAGCUUCACCACGCAGCGACAGGCCCUGGGGGACAGCGCGCCGAGCCAGCCUCUUGCGCUCCUCAUAACCCCUCGCCGCGAUCGUCCAGCGGAACCGCCGUGAUUCACGGCACACGGAAGAGCCGAUCAGACCCUGACUUCGGCGCUGUCGACACGCGCCCCGUGCUCCAGCCGCCGCUGCGGCAGCUUUCAAGCGAUCUGGGGACGAGAGGGCCGACGAGGACGCUGAGCCGUCAGAUCCGGCGGCCAAGUGAUGAUGACGUGGCCGAGCCGUUCGUAAUGAGGAACCACCACGCGUCGCCCGUUGACCAACGCCUACCAGCAAUCGCCACGUCAGCUAAUGACAUCAACCUCUGUGGGCAGCGGUUCGCCUGGGUCUGCGAGGCACGAGAGGAGAGGCGACGACGGGCGACACAGGAGCAGCCAACAGCUGAGUUCCUUCGACUCGUGGGACGACAGCGAGCCGCUCUACGACCACCCCACUCCCCAGAUAACACCUUCCCCUCGCUCGAGGAUGGGUUUUUUCGGCUGCCAGCACGCUGCCAGCACGCUGAGAUCCAGUUGCAAGAGGAGGACUACCGUGGCGGUGAUGCCGGUGGCGCUGAUGGCGGCGGCACUCCCCCCCUGUCUCGGUGGCGCUCUCACUCUCUCGCAGAAGCGCACCGCACACACAAUCUCGACCGCUGCCCUGCGCCGUCCCAUGGCGGUGCGGGUGUGCACGUGCAGAGAGUUGAAGGGAUGGUUGGGGCGAGAGAGAAUACGCCGUGGGUGGGAGAGGAUGAGGACUGGGGCACAGUGCAGGCGGCGCCAUGGGAAGAGGACGGGGAAGGGGAGGAUGUGGAGGCAACGAGAGGGUGGCAGGGGGAUGUGGAGGGGGCUAGUUUGGAGCGUGGAGGGUUUGAGAGGCAUGGUUCCAUGCUGACGCAAGUGCAGCGUGCUGCCUUGGUCCCAGGCCUUCGAGAUGGGCCCCUUAGGUACCAAACUCGAGAGGUAGACUCCUUUCAGCAGAGCGCUGCUGCCUUUGAUUCUUUGAAGGGCAGCAAGCAACAGAGCAGGCCACCGGGGAGACCUGAUAGCCAGAGAUCCAGUGAAAAUGAUGACACAGGAGGGGUGAGGGGGAGUGAAAGCAAGGGAAGCUCCAAGAGUAGGGAGAAGCCCAAAAGCAAGCUGCAGAGAUCGCUGAGUGAAGAUGAUGAGGAGGAGGAACAGGCCAAGGUUCGCGCCGAGCCUUACAGUCAUCAGCCCUCGCCGCGCUCGUCUGGCGCACCGAAGAGCCGAUCAGACCCUCACUUCGUCGCUGUCGACACACGCCCCGUGCUCCACACACCGCAGCAGCAGCCUUCAAGCGACCUGGGGGCGAGAGGGCCGACGAGGACGCUGAGCCGUCAGAUCCGGCGCGCGCCAGAUGAUGAUGAUGACCUGGGCGAGCCGUUCGUGACGCGGAACCACCACGCGUCGCCCGUUGAUCAUAGCCGUGAACGUCGCGACACGCGCGGCCCCGCUGGGCCUGGCGCCAUCUACGAUCAGUUCCCCGCGUCCUCAACCGUGGGAAGGGCGGAUAGGGCGGAAAGAGCGGAAAGGGGAAGGCGUUGCGCUGCGGCGCAAGCCUACUCCCCGUUCGACGCCUCCUCGUCCCCCACAUCCCCUUCCGCCGCUUCCCCCCGCUUCCCCUGCUCCAUCCCCUCGCCUCGGCACAACCCGGUGACAUCGCCUGCUGCCUGUCAGCAAUCGCCACGUCAGCUACUGGCGUCAACCUCUGUGGGCAGCGGUUCGCCUGCGCCUGCCAGGGGGGAGAGGAAAGGCGGCGACGGCCGACACAGAAGCAGCCAGCAGCUCAGUUCCUGCGACUCGUGGGACAACAGCGAGCCGAUCGGCCACGACGACCCAAUGCUGCAAAUAUCGCCUUCCCCUCGGUCACAGAGGGGUUUCUCCGGCCGCCAGCAUGCAGAAUUCCAGUCAGAUUCGGAGGAGGAAGAGGACUGCCGUGACGCUGACGGCGGCGGGACUCGCCCCCUGUCUCGGUGGCGCUCUCACUCUCUCGCGGAAGAUCCGAUUGCGGAGGAUCCCACUGCGCGCCGCGUGCACACUCUCGACCGCCGCCCUGCGCCGUCCGCGUCGCUCGCUGACUGCCGCCGCCCGCGGCGCUCAUACGACGAGCGUAGCGCGCGACACACACGUGGGGGUUUGCAUGGCGGUGCGGGUGUGGACGUGCGGAGAUCGAGGGAGAAGAUUGGUGCGGGAGAGAAUGCACGGUGGAAGGGGGAAGACUCCUCAGAGAGUGGAGAGGAGGACUUGGAGGCAAUGGGAGAGUGGCAGAGGGAAGUGCGGGAGGCUGGUUUGGAGCGUGGAGAGAACGAGAGGCGUGGCCCAACACUGAAGAAAAUGCAGGGUGGGAUGGAAAGUCACCAGACCCGAGAGGCCGUCUGUGAUUCGCCGGAGGACAGGAAGCAACAGUCCAGGCCAGCGGGAAGAAAUGAGGGCUCCAUACUGUGUGGAGAUGCUGCUGCAGGGGGGGUGAAGGGCUGUGACAUUAAGGAAGUUCCCAAGAGCAAGCCUAAAAGCAAACUGCAGAGAUCACUGAGCGACGACGAUGAGGAAGACGAGCGAGCAGAAAAAGAGGUAAAAGAAAGGGAGGAGGCACGAGCUAAGCUUCUGAAAGAGAGGCGCGAAGCCACUCGCUCAGUUAAGCAACCGGUGAAGAAGGUUCUUCCACGGAAGGCGUCCAAGUAA